CUUCUCUCGCCUUUUCCAGGCGUCUGCAGCUUGUGUCUGUGAGGUGCGGCUGUGCAAGGAGUACGGUGGUGAGGUCGUUGCUGGAGCUGGAUGCCCUUCAGCACCACUACCACUCGAUUAGCAUGACGCCGUCCCUCACGCUCCCCCUGUGGCGCCGCAGCCCCUCCCUCCGCCUCAUCACGCUGCGGCUGAUCAGAUCGCUCCUCGACCUCAACGCCACCCAGACAACGCCCCUCUUCACGCAGAGCAUCGUUCCUGCCCUUGCAAGGGAAUCUCUCACCAAAGGUGAGGGAAGCAGCCUGAGGGGAGACAGACAGUGGCGGCGGAAUGCUGACGCUCCCUCUGCGUGUUGUGGUCUUGGCGUUGGGUGCAGGCAUGUAUCCGUCAUAUGCGCGGGCGGCGGUGUCGGUGGCUGUGUGCAAGGAGACGGGCGUCGUGGGGCGACGGCCGGAGUAUCUGCUUAUCCGCAGGGGCAAGGAGCCCAGCAAGGGCAAGGUGAGUGAGAUGGACGCCGGACACCAGAGAGAGCGGCAGGCAGCGAGGCAACCGGCGUGUUGCACUGUGCGUUGGUCGUCUUGUUCAGUGGUCAUUGCCCGGCGGGAAGAUUGACCUGGGCGAGACGACUUUGGAGGCGGCUGCGAGAGAGCUCAAGGAGGAGACUGCACUCAACAGCACCGGUCGGCAACACACCACACACACCGAGGUCGCUUCACCACUCGACUCUGUCUCUCUGUUCUGCGGUUGUUGGCUACGUACAGAUGUGAAGCUGUAUCCUGAUUCGUUCUACUCGAGUGACGCCAUCUGCUUCGACAGCCGCCACAGGUGCAAGUACCACUACCUCAUCUCCACGGUAACCAACCAACACACACACUCACACACAAAACAAUACAACUGCUCCCUCCCUGCAAACCAUGAGUAUUCUUGUCUUGUCUCUGUUCCAGUUCUACGGCUGGGCUUCCCGCGACGCCAAGCCCAGGCCCAUGGACGAUGCGCUCGAGGCCGCAUGGUUCACCAAGGCCGCUCUUGACGACCUCCACAAACACGGCAUGGUGGACGAGGCCGUCAUCCACGCCAUCGAGAGAGGCGAGAAGCUCCGCCAGUCCGGAUGCCUCGACCGGUCCCGCGCAGUCGCCGUCGAGCCCACCUCCAGCCAUGCAGAGACCCCGACUGACCCCAAGGGCGCAGAUGAGACGGCAGCACCUUUAUCACUCUUCUGGCGGUCACCUGAGCGAUGGCGGGCGGCGUUUCGACACCAGCAACGCGCAAGCCGACGGCAGAGUAGCAAUGGAAAGAGGGUGUCUAGUGACAAUGACAAUGGGACGAUUUUUUGGGGGGGCAGCAAUCAGGGGAGGCGGCAAUCACAGCUGUACACGUACUGAGUGAGAACACACAGGGGUCGGGUCGCAUUUCUCGUGUGCCGUGUGGGUGGUGUGGUGAGCAGCGGUCCCUCGCUACCGAAGGGCGAGGAUCCGCUCUCGCCAACGCAAUCCCGCAGUUCAUGAGAAGUGCACCCUGACGGGAUGGAAGGGGAGGGGUUUCGUGUUCUUGUGCUGUGCAGUGGCGCUGUAUGUAUGGUUGUGUCUAUGUGUGUAUGUGUGAUGUGUGUGUAUGCGGGAGCAUGCAAUGUGGCGCAAUGGGUAGGGCUUUGCUCUGUAUCUACCUGAUGCUGGGGAGGGCCUGCGGGUUAUUGGGCCACGUCGG
Molecule: messenger RNA, 1701 nt
Organism: Vitrella brassicaformis
Lineage: Eukaryota; Vitrellaceae
Source: the annotation of a GenBank genome assembly